AUGUCACUAUUGCUGCAACGCAAGACAGUGAAGUUGAGGUUCAUGACCGCCCACGCCAUCAAACGUCUGUGUCGCCAUAUCCCCGUGUGUCACCAUAUUGCCGUGUGUCACCAUAUUCCCGUGUGUCGCCAUAUCCCCGUGUGUCACCAUAUUCCCGUGUGUCACCAUAUCCCCGUGUGUCACCAUAUUCCCGUGUGUCGUCAUAUUCCCGUGUGUCCCCAUAUCCCCGUGUGUCGUCAUAUUCCCGUGUGUCGUCAUAUUGCCGUGUGUCGCCAUAUUCCCGUUUUAUGGACUAGCCUGGCUACAGAGUCAGCUGUAACGAUGUCUUUCACAAAGGGGCGGAACUCGUUGUUUGGACACUUGUAUCGUGGUGAGAAAUAUUGGCUUUUCUGGUUGCAAAUCUUCAUUGUAUUCUUUUCUGGUUCUGUGGCACAAGACAACUGUGGAUGGGACCGCUUUGUGGACAUGUCCCAAGUCUCCAACUUUACACUUGUCAGCCCAAACAUUUCCGGCAUCAACCACAGAGAAACAGAAGAAAAAGUAUUGCCUUAA
Molecule: messenger RNA, 552 nt
Organism: Aplysia californica (California sea hare)
Lineage: Eukaryota; Metazoa; Mollusca; Gastropoda; Aplysiida; Aplysiidae
Exons: 5
Coding region: 1-552 (183 amino acids)
Source: RefSeq, a predicted model, not a curated record